This is a messenger RNA of Kalmanozyma brasiliensis GHG001, 624 nucleotides long. Its product is annotated as NIF system FeS cluster assembly, NifU, N-terminal. The record is from RefSeq and is a predicted model, not a curated record. The coding region runs from base 1 to 624 and encodes 207 amino acids. Gene Ontology annotation, biological process: iron-sulfur cluster assembly; intracellular iron ion homeostasis. Gene Ontology annotation, cellular component: cytoplasm; mitochondrial matrix. Gene Ontology annotation, molecular function: 2 iron, 2 sulfur cluster binding; ferrous iron binding. The transcript has a single exon. NCBI's taxonomy places the organism in Eukaryota, Fungi, Basidiomycota, Ustilaginomycetes, Ustilaginales.
AUGCUGCGCAACGCUGUCGCACCUAUCGCAAGGCAAGCCGUCGCCUCGACUUCGCGAGCCGCUGCCUUCUCUACUGUCGCACGACCUUCUGUCGUGGCAACCGCCCGCGCCACCUCGUCGACCGUCUUUGGCGCUCCCGUUCAGCGACGAGGCUACCACGAAAAGGUCAUUGACCACUAUGAGAACCCGCGCAAUGUCGGUUCCUUCCUCAAAACCGAGAAGAACGUCGGCAUCGGUCUUGUUGGCGCCCCCGCCUGUGGAGAUGUGAUGAAGCUCUCCAUCAAGGUCAACGAAGAUGGCAUCAUCGAGGAUGUCCGCUUCAAGACCUUUGGCUGCGGUUCCGCCAUUGCUUCUUCCUCCUACAUGACCGAGCGUGUCAAGGGCCUGUCGCUCGAUGAGGCUUCCAAGAUCAAGAACACCGAGAUCGCACAGGAGCUCUGCUUGCCACCCGUCAAGCUCCACUGCUCCAUGCUGGCUGAGGACGCCAUCAAGUCGGCCAUCAAGAACUACAGGUCCAAGCGAGAGGCAACCGGCAACAAGAAGCAGGGCCACAUCGAGGUCGUUCAGGAUGUCGCCACUGGCAACACUUCGGCUACUGCUCACGUUGGUUCGCAGACCGUGUAA